AUGUCUGCCAUUGAGACGCUUGUGGAAGUGGCGCUUGCUAAGGCCACCAAGGACAGUGCCGUGCAUGGCGUGGACAAGGAUCAAUACCUGUUGUGUUCCUCUGUCGUCAAAGCCGAUGUGCGCAAUUACCAUACCGUCAAGGUGCUGCAGAAGGGACUCGACGAGAGCCAGGCCAAGGCGGCCGCUCUCGCCCUGCUAUCGCAGCAAUACCCUCAGCUGGCCGCAGGCGGAGGCACCGCCUCGGAUGGCCCCGCCGAUGCGGCAGAGAAGGUUGUCAAGACACUUGAGCGUUUGUCGUCAUCACAGUUGGGUCACCUGGCCGCGGGCUGGGCCACGCAGCUCGGAGAGGCAUUCACCAACGCGAGCAUUCUUUCGACAGUGGAGGCCGGCUCGCUCGCGGGCCGCACCGGCAGCGGCAAGGUGCCGCUCGAGAGCGGUGAGGAGGCGCAGAUGCCUUACACCGUCAUCCAAGGACCAUCCGAGGGCAUGUACGUGCUCGAGGAGAGCGGAGCACAGGGCGAGCCACGACGCUCGGUCAUCCUCAACACCACGCUGGUGACCCUCAUGCUACAGCCGACGCAGGCACACGUCGUCUCGAACGCGACGCUUGUCAAGAUCAACGGCUCGAGCAGUGCUCUGGCUGUUUUCCGCAAGUUGCCCAAGUCAGGCAGCGCCGCCGAAGACCACGUCUCGCUAGAGGAGAUUCUCCAGUUAGCAGACGGUCUUCCGGCCGCGGGCGCGGUCUCGCUCUCGGGAGAGGAGCGCGUCAAGACGUUCGCCCGGGCUCUCGAGGCCAAAGUCUCCGGCGGAGAAGGCUCUAGCUGGUUGGCGGCAGUUGGGGACAAGGCGACCUACUCCGUCUUCGAGCUUCGGAGUCAGCUCGAGAGGCUUGGCCCCGACUUCACGCCGGUCGCCGCGCUGCCCGCACCCAAGUCGUGCGCGGAGUUCUUCACGCGCAACAUCCGCGGGGAGAACUGGGGCGACUUCGCCAAAAGGGUCGCCCCUCUGAUUGAACCCGAUGAGCAGCGGUGCAAUUUCAUCCGCUCCAGCGAGGCGGUCCUUCGCGACGCGAUCGAGCGAUGGCUGGAAAGUGGGCUCGGCAGCCUCCGAGAGGCUUCCGUUGCGUCGCUCGCCCUUCGCACCGACUGGUCGGUGGACGCAGCGUGCUCGCUGAUGUACCAAUUUGCGAUGGCCAAGGACCAGCAGCGGCUCGCCCCGCCCACUCCGCCACCGGGCGUGCCGCCCCCGAUCCUUACGCAGCCGAUCAUCAAGAUCACGACGGGCGGAUCGGGUGAGGGCGGCGACGAGGCCCUCUCCGCGGCCGCUGCCGCGCAGAGCUUGACGACCGCGGAGCGCGAGUGCGUCAAGAGGCUCGCCGCACUCGCCGCCAUCGAGGACAACAAAGGGGUCGAUGAGAUCGCCAAGUACAUCGACGGCGCGUCGUCAGCAGGCGCGCCCUCCCCGCACAUCAUGCGCCUAGUGCACGCGACAGACGCUAGCGUAAACAGCCUUGCGUCGUCGUACGUUGCUGACGACGGUUUUGUUGUCGACCUUCGGUCAAUUCGCCGGGCCAUGCUUCACCGUCUGGAGUCAAUGCACUUUGGCUUCGCGACUGACAAGCAAUGGUCAGAGGAGCAGCGGCGCCAAGCAGGACGCAUUCGCGUCGGGCGCUUCAGCGAAGUGGACAUCGCCUGCCUUUUGGAGGGCCAGGAAGACGGCUUCUCCAAGAAGGCGCCGCUGGCGCACAUCAAGUGCCCUGUCAAGCUGCAGAUGGCGCUCGGAGUCUUCUUCAGCAUCUGGGCAAAGGCACACCUCACCUUCUCCAGCCAUAUCCUCGCCUUUGGCGCGAAUGUGGCCCGCUUUCUCCACCAGACGCGAGAGGACGGAGCGUCGUGGGAGCAGCUCUCGGACUACUGGCGGAAGCUGAUGCAGAAGUGCGAGCAGCCCGCGCUCCGCUUCGAGCGCAAGGAGGCACUCGCCCCACUCCAGCCGCCGCUACUCAAGUGGGCGGACGACCGCUCCGUCACACACGUUGCGGAGCUCAUGGACGCCGUCAACCGGAGCGAGCGAGAGCGGCUCGCCAAGCUGCUCGAGGAGGCGCGCGCGCCGAAGGAGAGCGCAGAGCUUGCCGAGCUCCGCAAGAUGGUCAAGCAGCAGGGGAGCAAGCAGAAGCAGCACGAGGAGCGCCUCGAGCUCAACGCCCGCCUCGGCCGCAAAGACGGCAAGGACCCGUGCUGGUUCCACCACAUCAAGGGCUCCUGCCGCUACGACGCCGCCGAGUGCCGCGGCCAUCACGGCUGA
This is a messenger RNA of Emiliania huxleyi CCMP1516, 2301 nucleotides long. RefSeq lists its product as hypothetical. Bases 1 to 2301 code for a protein of 766 amino acids. NCBI's taxonomy places the organism in Eukaryota, Haptophyta, Isochrysidales, Noelaerhabdaceae. The record is from RefSeq and is a predicted model, not a curated record. The transcript is spliced from 2 exons.